ACGCUCACGCAAACAACGCCCAGCGCCGUGCCCCUCUCUAGUUUCCGCGCGUCACGCAAAGGUGUCACGCGUCACGCAACCCCAUGCGCCGUUCGCUAUGAAGCAUUCACGCCCAGCCCAACCGCGAGCACAAAAAACAUGCUAACUGCAAACGCCAACGAAGUGCGGACGCGUCUGGAAUCUUGGGCGGCGCCGUUCGCACUACCCCUCGUCCGAGAGGGAUAUCGCGUCUGGCUGCCGCACUCUGAUCACUUUGUGCAAGGUCUGCUAGACCUCUUCCAGCGGUCGCGCACAGGUGGAGUUGAUGAUUCUUCCCCGUCGCGCACAGAAGGAGAAGCAGGAAGUUCGACAUUGGCUUGUGACGCGCACGACUUCGAUGCGGCGAUGCGCCUAGACGAGGGUGAGACAUUGCAUUUACGCCUGAAAUGGGGCAGCUUCUACGACCUCUGGAAGCUGCCGUCGGUCGGCGCGUUCACGCUCGAUCUGGUGACAGGUGAGAUUGAUUCCACCAGCACGACGGACCUCUUCGCAGAACAAUUAUUGGAGGGUGCUUGAUCAUGGUCGCCGUUGCCCGGGAUGCCGUGGUGAGCGGGUGAGGGAUGAAGGAAACGACAUUAGGGGUGAAACUACAAACAAACGAACGAGAAGCAAAGAUAUACAGAGGGCUUUUGCUCCUAGGAAACAAGACAUCGGUAAACUCAGACGAAGCGACGGCAGUUUAGUGCCCGUCUUCAGUUCAUGUUGACAAGGCCGACACCUAAAGCUGUAGAAAGCAGGACGAUGCAAAAUGAUUGAAACUGCGCCAGUACUGUUUUGAAUCAAAAGUCGCACGAUUAUAAAUGUAAAACGCAUUAUUUUUUGUGUUUACCUGGUCCCACACGCGAGUCUUCAAGUUCAAAAUUUGCGACGUGUGGCAAAAGAGUG
Molecule: messenger RNA, 924 nt
Organism: Amoebophrya sp. A25
Lineage: Eukaryota; Dinophyceae; Syndiniales; Amoebophryaceae
Source: the annotation of a GenBank genome assembly